AUGCUCAACAAGAAAACUCCAUCACUCCUCAACACAAAUCGACUCCGACAAAGCGCAGGUUAUCGCCAGGACCAAAUGCUCAAACGAAUGCUCUUCCUGCUCUUGCCAUCGCCAGGUCAAGCAACAUCCCGACUCGUCAUCGGGUCCACCACGCUGACAUCGCGUCAGCAACUGCGGACGCAGUUCAAGCCAGUUGACCUUCCCAAAUCGAAAACGAUCAAGGUUGUCGUGAAAUGCGACGAAGACGACAUGGCGUUCAAGGUCAAACGCACCGCAUACCUCCAAAAGAUUUUCGACAACUUCGCCCAUGCCAAGGGCAUUCCAGUCGAGACGCUUCGAUUCUUUUUCGACGGGACGAGGUUGAAAGGCGACGUCACCGUCGAGUCUUUGGGUCUCGAAUCCGACUGUCGCAUCGACUGCUUCUCGGAGCAAGUGGGUGGAGCAAUAACAGCUCAAUGUUUUUGA
Molecule: messenger RNA, 465 nt
Organism: Aphanomyces invadans
Lineage: Eukaryota; Oomycota; Saprolegniomycetes; Saprolegniales; Verrucalvaceae
Exons: 3
Coding region: 1-465 (154 amino acids)
Biological process (GO): protein sumoylation
Cellular component (GO): nucleus
Molecular function (GO): protein tag activity; ubiquitin-like protein ligase binding
Source: RefSeq, a predicted model, not a curated record